Achroia grisella is the source of this 701-nucleotide messenger RNA. RefSeq lists its product as uncharacterized. The record is from RefSeq and is a predicted model, not a curated record. The coding region runs from base 114 to 608 and encodes 164 amino acids. The transcript is spliced from 2 exons. NCBI's taxonomy places the organism in Eukaryota, Metazoa, Arthropoda, Insecta, Lepidoptera, Pyralidae.
CGGUGGCUGUACCGCUAUCUCCGCGAAUAAAUAAAAGAUGCAACGGAGACCAUGUACAUAGCGGUGUUCACCUGCGGGAUCGUGGCUCAGUGCGCCUCUAGACACAUUCCGCGAUGGUCAACUACAAGCGCGUGGUGUGCGAAGUGGCUGUGGUCGCGGUGUUGCUGACGGUCGCUGCUGGAGCCCCUACACCUGACUGCGACAAACACUACGACCAGCGGCAAAAUGGCACCGAGAACUACCGACUUAAUAUCGACGGCGUCGUAAUAGCUGUUGCUCCGGCGCAAUCGCUCCUCGAAGUGGCUUCAGAUAUUGACAUCAGCGACCUUUUGGAGUUAUACGAGAUGAAUGAAAUGGAGAAACCGAAGCCACCAUCCAACCCCAUCAGUAUACCAGAUGUUAAACCAGAAGAUACGAAACCCCAACAAUCGAAGCCUGAAAGUCCUGAGAAACCAGCAGAGGCGCCGCUCAGUGACGUCAGCUUGAACACAGAUUUGAAACCAGCAAAAAAAGACGCUUUAUCCAAGAAACAUGAAAAAACUCAAAGGUUGAAGGCGAGACUCGCUCACAUUCUGCUGCCGCUACUUAGAAAAAAUCGCCAUCACUAAAUAAAAUUUCAAUAAAUAUAAUAAAUAUUACUAUAACCCAUUAUAGAUAAUAUGAGACAUAUUAUUUGUAAUGUAAUAUUUAUUUAUUAGUGU